AUGGGCCCGAAAAGAGGUAAAAAGGGCACUCCGUGGCCAGAACCAUGGUUUGCAGAUGACCCUGAUAUACGCGCAUACGUAGCUGCAGCCAUCAAAGAUCUCGAGGCACUGAAGAAGCACCAAGAAGCACUGAAGAUUGGCAUGCCCCAGAACGCCCCAGUGUUCGCGCAGCUUCCAGCCUCUAUGAAUGUCACACACACGGGCUGGCUCCUAAGCGAGUAUAAGAUCAAGGAAUAG
This is a messenger RNA of Talaromyces stipitatus ATCC 10500, 237 nucleotides long. RefSeq lists its product as uncharacterized. The transcript has 2 exons. The record is from RefSeq and is a predicted model, not a curated record. NCBI's taxonomy places the organism in Eukaryota, Fungi, Ascomycota, Eurotiomycetes, Eurotiales, Trichocomaceae. The coding region runs from base 1 to 237 and encodes 78 amino acids.